Molecule: messenger RNA, 1926 nt
Organism: Hypomesus transpacificus
Lineage: Eukaryota; Metazoa; Chordata; Actinopteri; Osmeriformes; Osmeridae
Product: mitogen-activated protein kinase 12-like
Exons: 12
Coding region: 394-1479 (361 amino acids)
Biological process (GO): intracellular signal transduction; protein phosphorylation
Cellular component (GO): cytoplasm; nucleus
Molecular function (GO): MAP kinase activity; ATP binding
Source: RefSeq, a predicted model, not a curated record
GCGUAUGCACAAUCACACACGAUUCAAGGUAAUACAGGGUUGAUAUUGUGAAUGUGCAUGCGGGCUGUGUGAACACACGUACAUUUAUAUAGAAAUGCAACAGUGUCCAGUUAUAUGAUACAAUAGCGUGUUACCCAAACACCCUGGAACCCAGGACAACGCUCACUCUCAUCUUACAAGCAGGGGCCGCCGUGCGGUUGCCUUCUGUUUUUACGAAACUCGGGAGUGUCUGCUUGGCCUUAAGGCGCGCCCUGCGCCGUAGACGGGCUGCGCAUUCGUCGAGGGAGACAACACAGAAACGCAUAGGUAGCAGGACAAUGGGCACGUAGACGGAACAGGGAAAUCCUCCCUGUGACAGUUUAUUGGGUAACUAUCUAACUGAGUUCAGAUACGAUGAUGAGUCGGGUCCGACCUGGCUACUGCCGCCAGGAGGUGAACAAAACCACAUGGGAGGUACCAGAACGGUACCGUGAACUGACUCAGGUGGGGACGGGAGCUUACGGGACUGUUUGCUCGGCGCUGGACUUUAGGACAGGCACCAAGGUGGCCAUUAAGAAGCUCCACAGACCCUUCCAGUCAGAGCUGUUUGCUAAGAGAGCUUACAGGGAGCUGCGUCUGCUCAAACACAUGAAGCAUGACAACGUGAUUGGACUACUAGAUGUGUUUACAGCUAACCUGUCAUUGGAUAGAUUCCUGGACUUUUACCUGGUUAUGCCCUUCAUGGGUACAGACCUGGGGAAGCUGAUGAAAAUGGAGAGACUGUCUGAAGAGAAGGUCCAGUACCUUGUCUACCAGAUGCUGAAGGGCCUCAAGUACAUCCAUUCAGCUGGGAUCAUCCACAGGGAUCUCAAACCAGGAAACCUGGCCAUCAACCAGGAGUGUGAACUCAAGAUCCUGGACUUUGGCCUGGCUCGGCAGACAGACAGUGAGAUGACUGGGUACGUGGUGACGCGCUGGUACAGAGCCCCUGAGGUCAUUCUCAGUUGGAUGCACUACACCCAGACUGUGGACAUGUGGUCAGUGGGCUGCAUCAUGGCAGAGAUGCUCCUGGGGAAGCCGCUGUUUAAAGGAAACGACCACCUGGAUCAGCUGACAGAGAUCAUGAAAAUUACAGGGACGCCAACUCAGGAGUUCAUCACCAAGAUGAAGUCUCAGGACGCUAAGAACUACAUCAAAAGUCUCCCCAAAGCCCCAAAGAAAGACCUUCAGCAGCUCUUUCUCAAAGCCAAGCCUCAGGCGGUGAAUGUGCUGGAGCGUAUGCUGCUGUUGGACCCAGACAGGCGUGUGACGGCGGCAGAGGCCCUGGGCCUUCCCUACUUCUCCGAGUUCAGGGAGCCAGAGGAGGAGACGGAGGCCCAGCCCUACGACACGUCCUUGGACAACACAGAGCUGCCCCUGGAGCAGUGGAAACGUCACACGUACACAGAGAUCCUGGCUUUCCAGCCUGUGGUGGUCGAGCCCAAAGAAACCUCACUGUGAGAGGAGCCGGUCUGUGGUAUCAACCCCCACCACCCUCACAUAGCCAUAAUACCAGUCAUCAUCCGCUGUGGGAACCCUUCCUAUGUGUGUGUACCGUACUGUACAUGUGCUUGUGUGUGUAUGUGUUCACUGUAUCUGUGUGUAUCAGUCUCCACUGCUCAGUGACAAGUCUGUUUUUGAUGGCUUGGUUGUCCUUACCACAGGACAUGUGACAUCUGUGUGUGUUCUAUAUAGAACACAUCUGUGUCUGUUCUAUAUAGAACACAUCUGUGUGUGUUCUAUCUGUGUGACCCUUCUCCUUGAAGUGUAGCUCCUCUCAUGGCCUUAAUGAAAGAACUAAACUGCCUGACAAUAAUAUGAAAUACUCCUGGGUGGAGUCAGAUGGCUGAGCGGUUAGGGAAUCAGGCUAGUAAUCAGAAGGUCGCUGGUUUGAUUCCCGGCUGUGCC